GUGGUUAAGUAAAAAUGUCAUUUGUUUAAGCUUUCUACAAUAUUAUGUAAUAUGAUUACGAGGGAUAGUGCACUGCUGGCAUGGAACGAACAGCAGGGCGGAAGCGGAAAUACCCCUGUGACGUUUUGUUAUGUACACCAGCUGAUCUGGUAAUCAAGGCGAUCUGGUUAACAUCAGCCAGCAAGUCUGCAAAAGCCACCGCGCCCUGACAUCUUACCUGGAGUCUUUGUUGGUAGCCCGCAGCAGGUAAAAGACCACUAGAUUUCGGAGAAAUGCCUCUGGUGUGAAGAUUCGGGCCUGUUACGCAGCGCGGAUUCAGCUAUGCAGACAAGGCCAUAACAAAGUGGCCUAGUACGCUGUUCGGUUUGCUGGGCCAACUGAGUGGCGUUUCGAGACUGCAACAUUUGGAUCACUCGGCAUAGAAAUUAUUGGUGAAAACGAUGGAUACCUCAAGAAUGGCUAUACGACAUCGGUGUCAUCCGCGGCGUCCAGUGUCGCCAUAGAAGUACUCUCAAGGGAUAUGUCUUUCCGUGAAGAAAAUAAGCUAUCCUAGCUAACUCGCUGGACUAGUUUCAGCAGGUACAGCUAGUGACAGAAGACAAAUAGUCGACAAGGCAACCCUGAUGCGAAGUUAGGCUACUCGCUCGCUGCGGUUUUAUUCUAACAGAAAUUUGGUUAGUGUUCCACAGAAAGGGCAAGAUGUGGCUAAAGCUGUUCUUCCUACUUCUUUACUUUCUGGUGUUGUUUGUUUUGGCACGCUUUUUUGAAGCCAUAGUGUGGUAUGAAACAGGCAUUUUUGCUACACAACUCGUUGACCCUGUCACGUUGAGUUUCAAAAAGUUGAAAACCAUCCUGGAAUGUCGAGGACUGGGUUACUCUGGUUUGGCAGAGAAGAAAGAUGUCAGAGAGCUGGUAGAAAAGUCAGGGGAUCUGAUGCAAGGAGAACUGUACUCAGCCCUGAAGAAUGAGAAGGAACAGCCUGGGACAGAUUCAAGCACUACAUUCAGUGGGGAGAUGCACUUUUAUGAACUGGUAGAAGAUACUAAAGAUGGGAUAUGGUUGGUCCAAGUAAUAGCUCAAGGCAGGGAUCCACUACUGACCAAAGGUAACUGGGGGAAAAUGAUCCAGAAAGUGUCCCAAUUUGGUAUCCGGACCGGCACUUUCAACUGCUCAAGUGACUCAAGAUACUGCCGUAAGCGCGGCUGGACAAAGUCCACCCUCAUCAUGUCCGUGCCGCAGACGUCUUCCUCCAAGGGCAAGGUCAUGCUAAAGGAGUACAACGGCCGGCGCAUCGAGACGGAGCACAUCUUCAAGUGGAUGACGGCGCACGUGGCCAACCGCAUCAAAACCAUCCGCUCCUCCCGGCAGCUGGAGGACGACUGGUACCAGCAGCAGCAGCGGGACGAGCAGCACCAUCAUCCCGCCGUCAAGAUGUUCCUCUUCGCCAAGCUGGACCAGCCGCCGGCCUUCUUCUCCGCCCUCAGCGUGAAGUUCACUGGCCGCAUCGACUUCAUCUUCGUAGACGUGCGGAGCUGGGACAACGCCAGCCUGCUGGAGGAGAUCGGCGUCAAGCAGACGCCCUCCUACGUCCUCAAGACGCCAGAGGGCAUCUACAGGUAUGGCAACAGCACAGGCGAGUUCAUGUCCCUGCACGCCAUGGACACGUUCCUGCGCUCGGUGCAGCCCGAGGUCAACGACCUCUUCGUGCUCAGCCUGGUCAUGGUCAACCUCAUGGCCUGGAUGGACCUGUUCAUCACGCAAGGGGCCACCAUCAAGCGCUUCGUGGUGCUCAUCAGCACGCUGGGGACGUACAACUCGCUGCUCAUCAUCUCCUGGCUGCCCAUCCUGGGCUUCCUGCAGCUGCCCUACCUGGAGAGCUUCUACGAGUACAGCCUGAAGCUGCUGCGCUACGCCGACACCACCGCGCUGGCCUCCUGGGUGCGGGCCGACUGGACCUUCUACUCCUCGCACCCGGCGCUCUUCCUCAGCACCUACCUGGCGCACGGCCUGCUCAUCGACUACUUCGAGAAGAAGCGGCGGUGCGGCGAGGAGGACCAGGAGGCCAAUGCCAACAACCUGGAGUGGCUGAGCAGCCUGUGGGACUGGUACACCAGCUACCUGGUGCACCCCAUCGCCUCCUUCCAAACCUUCCCCAACGAGUCGGACUGGGACGACGACCCCAACUUCCUGCUGGAGCGUCUGGCCUUCCCAGACCUCUGGCUGCGCCCCCUGGUGCCCAUCGACUACAUCAAAAACCUGCCCACCUGGAGGUUCAGGUGUUCGCAGGGCGGCAGCGCCACAGACGGACGUAACAUGGACUUAAAAGAUAACAUUAGGCAAGAAACGUGUGGGUCGUUCAACCAAGACCCGGGUGAACAUUCUAGUGGUAGUGACUCGGACAGCCCUUGCGUUGGUGACAACGGCAGUAAAGCAGAUGAUUCCUGGUCCGGUGUGGAGUCGCAGGACGGCGAAUGCUCCCCCUGGCCAGACGACAUGCUCUACUGCACCGAAUGUGUCGUGUGUCUGGAAAACUUCGAGGUCGACUGCGUAGUCAUGGGGCUGCCGUGCGGUCACGUUUUCCACCAGCAAUGCAUUGUGGUCUGGCUGGCCGGGGGUCGGCACUGCUGUCCCGUCUGCCGAUGGCCAUCAUUCAAAAAGAAGCCAUUAAGAGCGGUCCAAGGAGCGGACUCGCAAGAACCGGAGUGACCUCCGCAAUCCCUCCUGCCACCGGCCUCCCACAACCUAACUUAUAUAAAUACUUGAUGUGUACAUUGUUAGUCUCUAGUUUUUUGUCGUUUUUUUUUGUUUUUGUUUCUGUUUUAUCCAUUGGCUUGAGCCUACUACAUGCAUUUAGAGGGUAUAUGAGUUGCAAUGGGGUAAUAUAAUCCUAACAUCAUUAUUAUUAGCAUUGGUAAUUGUCAACAACAAAAAAAACAAUAACAGUGGAUUAAGAUUUCUUAACCCUAUUGGGGAUCUAAUUUGCCUUGUUCGUAAUAGAUUAAUAGAGAUGAAUCUGCAAUGCAGCUAUUAAUUGUUCAAAAUCUUCAAAUGUGUGAAUGCCUCGUUUCAAUGGUUUUGCUUUGUUGUUGAUAUGAGGCAGCCCUCUUUACGGUAUGAUCCUGGUCCCACUACUCGUAUGUCUCAAAAAUGCAGGUGAAGGUCUUGGGGAAAAAAAUGUCACUUAAACGCUCAGCUAAUGAGCAAAAAAACGUAUUGUGUGCUUAAAAAGUUUGUCAAAAUAUGUAAUUGUUACAAUUUGAAAUCAAGUUACUUGAUAGACUUUAAAUUUGUUUUAUGUUCUUGACAGACAUCUUGAAGGGUUACUAUGGUCAAUUUAUGAUCAAAAUUAUUACAUUCAGAUAUUUAUCUCCAGGCAUGUUGUUUUAAUAUUUAUUAAGAAAUGAGAAAUCUAUGGAAUGGUCUGACGUUAUGUCUUAAGAUACCCAUACGCCUCUUUAAAAAAGCUUGCACAAGACCAAACGAUGCACACUUACAAACUACAGCUAUUCUGUUUGUGUCUGUGUGGUGUUGUAACACUUAAUGGAAAGCUGAAUCUUGCUCUAAAAGCAAUUUUAUUUGGCAAUGGCAUAACACUAUGACAAAACUGGAUUCUUGUGCUCUCUUCCGGGAUGUAAUCUGAAUCAGAACAGUUUAUGGAGAGAACUGUAAUAUUCAUCAAAAUAAAGUUUAUUUUUCACCUGGACUGACAUUGUGGAAAUGUUCCCAAAUAAAUUUACUGUGUGCCUGUUACCUUUA
Molecule: messenger RNA, 3756 nt
Organism: Engraulis encrasicolus (European anchovy)
Lineage: Eukaryota; Metazoa; Chordata; Actinopteri; Clupeiformes; Engraulidae
Gene: rnf103
Product: ring finger protein 103
Exons: 4
Coding region: 700-2706 (668 amino acids)
Biological process (GO): protein ubiquitination
Cellular component (GO): endoplasmic reticulum
Molecular function (GO): ubiquitin-protein transferase activity
Source: RefSeq, a predicted model, not a curated record